Dipodomys spectabilis (banner-tailed kangaroo rat) is the source of this 942-nucleotide messenger RNA. RefSeq names its product olfactory receptor 5K1-like. Gene Ontology annotation, cellular component: membrane. The record is from RefSeq and is a predicted model, not a curated record. Gene Ontology annotation, biological process: sensory perception of smell; G protein-coupled receptor signaling pathway. NCBI's taxonomy places the organism in Eukaryota, Metazoa, Chordata, Mammalia, Rodentia, Heteromyidae. Gene Ontology annotation, molecular function: odorant binding; olfactory receptor activity; G protein-coupled receptor activity. The transcript has a single exon. The coding region runs from base 1 to 942 and encodes 313 amino acids.
AUGACUGAGAACAACAACUUUUCCACAACUGAGUUCAUCCUCAUAGGAUUCACAGACCAUCCGGAGCUGAAGGUCCUCCUGUUUGUGGUGUUCUUUGCCAUCUACCUGGUUACCAUAGUGGGGAAUCUUGGUUUGGUGGCCUUGAUUUACAUGGAACGCCGUCUUCACACACCAAUGUACAUCUUUCUGGGAAACCUGGCUCUCAUGGAUUCCUGCUGCUCCACUGCCAUUACUCCAAAGAUGUUAGAGAACUUCUUUUCUGCAGACAGAAUGAUAUCUCUCCAUGAAUGCAUGACACAGUUUUAUUUUCUCUGUUUUGCUGAAACUGCAGACUGCUUUCUUCUGGCAGCAAUGGCCUAUGAUCGCUAUGUGGCCAUUUGCAGCCCACUGCAACACCACACUAGAAUGUCUAAGAAACUCUGCAUUCAAAUGACCACAGGAAUCUACCUAAUUGGAAACCUACAUUCCAUUGUUCAUGUAGGGUUAUUGUUUCGGUUAACUUUCUGUGGGCCUAAUCAAAUCAAUCACUUUUUUUGUGACAUUCUUCCCUUAUACAAACUCUCCUGUGUUGAUCCUUACAUUAACGAUUUGAUUAGACUUCUUUUGGCAGGGUUAAUUCAAAUCGUUACUAUUACAGUACUCGUAGUAUCAUAUUUCUGUAUUCUUUUCACUAUAUUCACAAUGAAAUCCAAGGGGGGAAGAAGCAAAGCCUUAUCUACCUGCUCCUCCCACUUCCUCUCUGUGUCAAUGUUCUAUGGCUCUCUGCUCUUUGUGUAUAUUCAGCCACAUUCAGUUAAUGAAGGAGAUAAAGACAAAGCUGGUGCGGUGUUUUAUACUCUAAUAAUUCCUCUGUUAAAUCCUUUCAUUUAUAGUCUUAGAAAUAAAGAAGUAAUCAAUGUUAUAAUAAGAAUAAUUAACAAUAGAACAUUUUUCACAUUCUGA